CGUUUGUCAAAAACGACAUUUCAUCACCGCAGCUUCGCGCAUCGACGAAAUCCAUCAGUCUGUCACGUCGAUCUGAACUGAAAUUGCUGCAGGUCACUCACGAUGUCUUCUCACGAUGUGCGCGAUAUGCUGGACCUCCCAGGCGAUGCUCCACGACCCGCGAAGAAACAGAAGAUCGCCGCUCCACGACCGGUUCUGAAGGGCCUUGCGCGUGAAGUACAGAAUCUCAGUGGGGAUAAUCCCAUCGCCAUUGUUCCAGAGGUCACCGUAUUCAAGAAGAGGCGGUUUGCAACUCGGAAACCGGCUGCGAAGUGGGAACUCAAGCCAUUCAAGAACUCGGCCAGGAACGAAGACUCUUUGAUUCUGCGACAUUGGAGGAGGAAGACGGAAGCACCCCCAGCCCCUGUAGCAGAGGAUGGAAAUGGAGAGCCAUCAGCGCCCCAACCUGCCUCGGAAAUCGAGGAUUCGACAUUUGCGAAGUUUAAUGUUAAGGUACAGACGCCAAAGUACGACGACGAGCAAUACAAUACGAAACUCCAGAGCGAGGACUGGUCGAGGGAGGAGACGGAUUAUCUGAUGGACUUAGUGCAGGAGUAUGAUUUACGAUGGCCGGUAAUCUGGGACCGUUACGAGUAUGAACCUCCAACGCCACAAAUGGAUGUCGAUGUUGCAGUAGGUGCUAUCAUACCUGCCCAGAAGGUCAGGACUAUGGAAGAUAUGAAGGCCCGGUAUUACUCCAUUGCUGCGACAAUGAUGAAGCUCAAUAAGCCACCUGAGCUCAUGAAUGCAGCCGAGUUUAGUUUGCUGGAGCUCAUGCACCAGUUCAAUCCGAAUCAAGAAGCGGCUCGCAAGAAGUUCGCAGAGGCUGCUUUCCAUCGGACCAAGGAAGAGGCAAGGGAGGAGGAGAGCUUGCUCUUAGAGCUCAAGCGAAUACUGGCACGGUCUGAGAAGCUGACUCAAGAGCGACGAGAGUUGUAUUCCCGUCUCGAAGCCCCUCACAGUCAAGGAAACAUUGGCGUCUAUACCUCCAGUCAGGGUCUCCAACAGCUCCUCCAACAGCUCAUGACGGCCGACAAAACUAAGAAGAGGAGAUCAUUGAUGGGUGCCGAUGGCAUGAGUCCCGCUGGCCCAAGCAAUCUACAUCAACAAGGCAGUUUUGACCGUCGAGACAGUACUAAUCGGGAAUCCAUGUCCGGACCAAGCGGCAACAAUAACAAGAAAGGCCCUUCCCAAGGAAUCAGCGAGCGCCGUCAACUCACCGCUGACGAAGAGAAGAUGUAUGGUGUUAAACAUCUUGAUCGUAUCACAAGCAGCGGACCUGCUUUCCGGCACGAGAAAAUCAGCAAGCCAAUCACCAGCAAAUCUUCGAUUCAGCAACAGAAGAUUGGAAAUGUCCUCACUGAACUUAGGAUUUCUCAGAGAUUGCGGAUGCCGACUGAAGAGGUCGGGAAGCAGUUCGAGAUUUUAUUGCAGAAUAUCAAUGGUUUACUUGAUCAGAGGAAGCUGGCUGACAAGCUGGCUGGGGAGAUCAAUGUUGCAAAAGCUGUGAAGGCGGAGCGGGAGAAGAAGGGACGGGCUGAGAGAGGAGAGCCGGAACCUGGUGAUGAGGAUGGUGAGGGUGGUGCUGGAGCCGGAGAUGGGCAAAUUAAGAUGGAGGAUGGAGGGAGAGAGAAGAGUGCCGCACCAAGUAUCAGAGCUGGCAGUGUGCAUAAGAGAAGUGCCAGUGUUAUGAGUGGUGUGAGUGACAAGAGCACCAAGCGGCAGAAGAAAUAGGGACUCUUUGUAGUGUUAGUUGUGCUGGUAUGACCACACAUAGUAUUAUUGACCUCUCGGUCAACGCCAUCGCUGUUUCUUCUGCUUUGCCG
Molecule: messenger RNA, 1865 nt
Organism: Hyaloscypha bicolor E
Lineage: Eukaryota; Fungi; Ascomycota; Leotiomycetes; Helotiales; Hyaloscyphaceae
Exons: 1
Coding region: 103-1773 (556 amino acids)
Biological process (GO): chromatin remodeling; negative regulation of transcription by RNA polymerase II; DNA repair
Cellular component (GO): NuA4 histone acetyltransferase complex; Swr1 complex
Molecular function (GO): transcription corepressor activity
Source: RefSeq, a predicted model, not a curated record